CGUUAAAUAAAGACACUUACUCUUGGGGGUAUCUGAUGACACUUUGCACGAUCCCCUUCAUCUUCGCGUCAAUAGCCUCACUUCUUUUAUGCUCCUCUUCCGAGGUCUCGGCCUUGUCAAAGGAAAUUUGCCAGAUAUCCCGCUGCUUACUCACAUCUGGCUGCAAUAGUGAUCCAGGACGCCCUACUUGUGGGCUGGAUCACAUCCAUGCAGCACAGCGAGACCCUUUGCGAACGACCGGCCUGGCACAUGGCUCGUGUAGUUGUUGGUCGUAGUGACGGCAGCGGCAAUCUACUGGGCCUCGCCGACUUCCAGCUUCUGAAUCACAUAUUCCACCUUCCACGACGCGAAGGUAUGAUUACGGAGGUUCUUUCUGAGGAGCACCUUCAUGCCAUAGAAGAGUA
Molecule: messenger RNA, 404 nt
Organism: Gamsiella multidivaricata
Lineage: Eukaryota; Fungi; Mortierellomycota; Mortierellomycetes; Mortierellales; Mortierellaceae
Exons: 1
Coding region: 36-275 (79 amino acids)
Source: RefSeq, a predicted model, not a curated record